Molecule: messenger RNA, 1125 nt
Organism: Cryphonectria parasitica EP155
Lineage: Eukaryota; Fungi; Ascomycota; Sordariomycetes; Diaporthales; Cryphonectriaceae
Exons: 1
Coding region: 267-485 (72 amino acids)
Source: RefSeq, a predicted model, not a curated record
GAAGAAAAGAGGCAAGAAGACAAGAACAAAAAAACAAAAACCUCCAAGAUGAUUAACCCGGCCAAGACGUUAUGGUGGGAGACUUUUGAGCUGUGGGACGCCGUGCUGUACCAUGUGGGCGACAUCUACUACAAGGCCUCGAGGCCUGCGGUCAUGAAGAAAAGGAACAGGAAGAAGCGCACAAGCCCAUCCAGGCCUCGGCGGUCCAAGCUGCAACGCGGAAGAGCAGGCGAGAUGCAAUACAGAGGCGCUUGAAGAAUUUCUCGAUGGAGAGUCUCUUUGACACUCAAAACACUCGACAUUCGAGGUCCCAGCAAAGGGCGGACACGAGAGAGAGGCGAGGAUGCAGACGGCAAACAAAGAACCCAGUACUACGGUACUGUACACCUCCCGCCGCCAAAAUUAAACAAAACAAACAAAAAAUACGACAUGCUCCACCAGGCCAGGCCAGGGCGACAACAUCGUACGCACUAUGCACUACAUAGUUUGCAGACCCCAAGAGCCGUCAGAGCCGGGAAGUAUCGUUGGAUGGAGGAGGCUCGAUGAUCAUUGGUCCUGGUCCUCCCUCCGGUGCCGACAACCCCGGGCGACUUUUUGGGGGCAGUGCAGUGCAACGCGGUUCCUUUGCAGGCCGCUCAAGGAAUGCCGGCGACCCGAUACGAAGACCUAAUCCACACAUCUAAAAAAGAUGGUCGGCCGCCAUCCAGCGGUCCAUCUAGCCAAUUCAGCGAGCGAUCAGGAUGAAACACGAUAAUGCUAAAGAGGUGGAACAUGGAUUGCGGAACUGCUGCUGAUCGGCAGUAGGAUGUGCCACUCGCUGUCAUCAGGAUCUUCGUGGAUGUACGCAUCAGGAAAAGAGGCGACGAUGAUGAUGUUGGUUUUUGGUCUUUUUCUUUCAUUGUGUGGUCUAUCUGUUAUUUGGAGUGGUCGAUCUUGAUUGUGAUGUGUGAUCUGUGCUGAGAUUUAUAUUUUGGCAAAUAAGAAGGGAUGAGGGGAUGGAGGGAGGAUGGGUGGACUUUUCGGAGAUCUACGAUGAUGACAAUGCAUGGAUUGGUGGUCCCAACCAAGCCGAGGUGUUUGGUCAAUUUAAAAUAGAACAGUAUAAUUCUAUGGUACUAUGGUCCC